CGUCACGUCAACGCUUCGGUACUUCACUCUCCGUCGUCGCUGCUGGUGUGGCGUGUGCGUUUUUUUCAAUUUUAGCUCCGCGCAAGCAAAAGGCAAUUUUCAGCAAGGUUUUUCUUUCGGCCUUUCGUGCAGAAAAAGCGUCGCGUUCUCGGUUUGGUUUUGCGGGUUGAUUCCAGCAGGUUCGUGGUAGUUUCACUUCCGGUUUCGAGAGAGACAGGCUCCCAGCGCGCCCCUCCAAGAUGGUCAACAACGACAAGAAGGAUGCCGUCGUCGAGGACGAAAACACGAUCGCGGACAACACGGUCGUGCAAAAGUACAAAGUGGCCGGAAAUAUCGUCAACAAGGCUCUCCAAACGCUGAUCCAGGGCAGCAAAGUGGGCGCCUCGGCCAAGGCCCUCUGCCAGAAGGGUGACCACAUCCUGGAACAGGAAACGGGAAAGAAAUACAAAAAUGAACCCGAAAUGAAGAAGGGCAUCGCCUUCCCGACGUGUCUCUCGGUCAACAACUGCAUCUGCCACUUUUCGCCCUCGAAGAACGACCCGGACUACACGCUGAAGGCCGGCGAUGUCGUCAAGAUUGAUCUCGGCGCCCACAUCGACGGCUUCAUCGCGGUGGCCGCGCACACGAUCGUGGUGGGCGCGACCGGCGAGGCCAAGGCGACCGGCCGGGCCGCCGACGUCGUCCUCGCGGCGUACCACGCCAGCCAGGCCGCGCUCCGGCAGCUCAAGGACGGCACCAGCAACUACGCCGUGACGGAGGCCGUCCAGAAGAUCGCCGCCGAGUACAAGUGCAAACCGAUCGAGGGCAUGCUGAGCCACCAGCUGAAGCAGUUCAAGAUCGACGGCGAGAAGACCAUCAUCCAGAACCCGACGAUCGCCCAGAAGAAGGAGCACGAGAAGUGCACGUUCGAAAAGUACGAGGUGUACGCGAUGGACGUGCUCGUCAGCACCGGCGAGGGCCUCGGCAAGGAGCUGGACACGAAGGUUUCGAUCUACAAGAAGACGGAGGAGAACUAUCUGCUCAAGCUGAAGGCGUCCCGUGCGUUCUACGCCGAGGUGAAAAAAAAGUACGGCACGAUGCCGUUCAACCUGCGCAACUUCGAGGAGGAGGCCAAGGCCAAGAUGGGGGUGCACGAGUGCGUCACGCACAAGCUGGUUGAGCCGUUCCAAGUAUUAUACGAGAAGCAUAACGAGAUCGUGGCCCAGUUCAAGAACACCGUGCUGAUCCUGCCCAACGGGUUGACCGUCGUGACCGGUUUGCCGUUCGAUCUUAGUGUCGUGGAGAGCGAGCACAGCGUCCAGGACGAGGAGAUGAAGAAGCUGCUGGCGGAGGAGCUGGUGCUGGCGGACGCGAAGAAAUCCGUCGUGGCCAACCUGGUGGCCAAGGCGGCGGCAGACAAACCUGCUGCCUCCACGCCCGCCGAAGCCGGCUCGGACGCGGCCCCCAAGAAGAAAAACAAGAAGAAGAAGAAGGCUGCGGCGGCGGCCGCCGCGGCUGCUGAGGGUGGCGACGCUGUCGCCAACAAGGAGAACGCCUAAAAACCCGGGUUCUGUGUGUUUGUGUCGAUUUCCAUCGAACUUGGUAGAUUUUUCGGGAGAUUGUUGAGGAGUUUCGGCCCCCUCCCCCCCAGUGUGUCAGUACUUGGCCGCAGAGCGGCGCCGCGAGUUGUUGAAGGUUUCGUUUGUUUUUUUUUCUUAUUAUUAUUAUUUUCUGUGUGAAAUUGAGCAAUUUCUCCUGAAGCAGUAGGUUACACGACAGUUAGGCGAGCGUAAGGAUGUGAUUGAUGAGAGCAAGAGUGCGGCAAGUACUGAAGAAAUUUAAAGUUCCCUCCCAGUUGAAAGUAAACCCGUACUAGAAAUUUUGCGGUACUUUGCAACAAAAGUACUCGCGCACCCCCCUGAAAACACACCCACAAACAUGAUUAAGAUGAAAAAAUAGAAGCAGAAAAUGUUUAGCCCUUCCCCCCCUCCGUCAGUAGUGAUGCAAGUUUUGAUGCAUGUUGUUACGAUUGCAGAUAAAAAGAACAACACCCACAAACACAUGCGAAAUGCCAAGUACCUUUAAACAUAACAAAACAAAAACACGCAAGUAACGAUCGGUUGAAAGAGUAGUAAUCAUUCAUUCACACACAUUGUAUAAUAAAGCAAGCAAGCAAGAGAAA
This is a messenger RNA of Culex quinquefasciatus (southern house mosquito), 2161 nucleotides long. RefSeq names its product proliferation-associated protein 2G4. The record is from RefSeq and is a predicted model, not a curated record. Lineage: Eukaryota; Metazoa; Arthropoda; Insecta; Diptera; Culicidae. The transcript has 5 exons. Bases 240 to 1538 code for a protein of 432 amino acids.